Mytilus trossulus (common blue mussel) is the source of this 2961-nucleotide messenger RNA. RefSeq lists its product as uncharacterized. NCBI's taxonomy places the organism in Eukaryota, Metazoa, Mollusca, Bivalvia, Mytilida, Mytilidae. Gene Ontology annotation, molecular function: protein binding. The coding region runs from base 1 to 2961 and encodes 986 amino acids. The record is from RefSeq and is a predicted model, not a curated record. The transcript is spliced from 5 exons.
AUGGGACAACCCAUGGGUAUUGGUGGUGACCCAGCCGGAGAUGGCAUGUAUCCUAGUGAGGACUAUACAGGCGGACAAAGUCAAGGUUACGGUUCCAGAUACGGCUCAAGCUCAGGGCAAAUAUGGUGUACUUGUCGUCGGCGCUGUCGUUAUAGUGAAUGGACUUUCAGAUAUACAUGUGCGGUGCCAUUUAACCCCAGAUACUGGAGAACAUGUUGUAAAUAUCUAAGAAAUUAUCAAACAUCAUCUAUGUACCGUGGUUAUGGAGGAUCACCUUAUUCUCAGUACCCUCAAAGUUAUCCUGGGUCUAUGUACCGUGGAACAUCACCUUACCAACAAGACCCCCAAGUGAGUGACCCUGGAUCUAUGUAUGGUGGACCUUUGCCUUACACACAAGACCCUAUAUAUCCCGGUAUUGCACAAGGAAAACCCGACAGUACAGAACUUGAAGAACACUUAUUAGACAAAGAAACUGAGCAAAAAGAACAACAAGACUAUGCACAUAAUAUAGAGAUAACAGUAAUAUUAGAGCAGGAAGAUUGUGUUCCAAAGAAUAUUAGAAAUCUUAGACAAAGACAAAUAAGAGACUGGAAAAAGACAGAUGAAAAGUUUGUGUCUACAAGGGCCAGUGAUUUUGUCAUGACAUGUUUACGAGAAAACAAUUGUUUGACUUUAACUGCACCAUCAGGAGCAGGAAAAUCUGUAAUUGCAAAACACAUAGCACUAAUAUUACAGAAAGAAGGAUACACAAUUAUACCCGUAAACAAACCAGUCGAUAUAAGAGAUUAUUAUCAACCUGGAAAACAGACAGUUUUCAUUAUAGAUGAUAUCUGUGGAAAUUUUACUGCAAACCAACAACAGAUUGAUAACUGGAAACAAUUUUUACCAGUGAUUAACACUAUUGUUACAGACACAUGUUGUAAAAUUAUUGUAGCAUGCAGGUUACUGGUCUUUAAGGAUGAUAAGUUAGAUAUACUAGUGCCUUUUAAAACUUGUGAAUGUAACUUACUAUCAGAUAAGCUAUGUCUUACAUCCGAAGAAAAACAUAGUAUAGCUAAAACCUAUAUUAAUUCAAGCUUGGACGAUAUUCAUGUUUCACAAAAUAGUGAGAUCUUCCCACUUUUAUGUUAUUUAUAUCAUGAAGGAAAACGUGGAGAUCUUAAAGAAUUUUUCAAAAAUCCAUUUGAAGUCUAUAAAAAUGAACUAGAUAGCUUAGGUAGGCAUGAUAAUAGAGAAAGCUUUAAGUUGUACAGUCUUGCUUUAGUUGUGAUUUUUAAUAAUCAGCUGGAAGAGAAAUGGUUCAGGGGUAAAAUAACAGGUGAACAAAAACAGAUCAUAAAAGAGACAUGCGAGGCUGGUGAAUUCAACACAAUAUCAAAGGUAACACUAAAAAAAAACCUUGACACACUAGUUGGUACAUUCGUCUCUAAACACUAUGGUGUUUACACAACUAUACAUGAUAAAUUGUUUGACUUCCUUGCUCAUUAUUUUGGUCAUAGAAUGAUAGAAUGUUUAAUAAAAUAUGGUGAAAGUGAUUUAGUACGUGAACGUUUUAUUUGGCAGAAAUCGCCAGGUGACAAGAUAAGUAAUAUAGACUUUAUUAUUGAAAUACCAGACGAUUUUUUGGAAUCAUAUUUACAAAGGUUGAUAAAGGACUGGACAGUUGGAAAGGUGACAAAUGUAUUCUGUAACACUAAUAUGAAAAUGUCAUCAUUUAGAAAAAAGUUCUUAGAAAUCUUGGAAAAAAUGGACAAAUUACAACAAGUCACAUUAGCAAAUACCAAGGAUACAGAGGUGCCACAUGAGUACUGGGAUUCAGGUACUACUGCACUAAUACUUACUUGUUAUCGUGGUUAUACUGACAUGGUACAGUGGUUGUUAGACAAUGAUGUGGAUGUAGAUCAAUGUCAAAAUGGCCGUAGUGCUCUGAUGUUGGCAAGUCAGAAUGGACAUACCUAUAUAGUAAAGUUACUGUUAGAGAAGGAUUCUGAUUUUGAUCUAUUGGACAAUGAUGGCUCUAGUUCUCUCUUGUUGGCAAGUCAGAAUGGACAUACUGAUAUAGUUAAGUUACUUUUAGGAAAGGAUUCUAAUGUUGAUAUAUGUGACAUGAAUGACUGCAGUUCUCUGUUCUGGGCGAGUCACGAAGGGCAUACUGAUAUAGUCAAGUUACUCUUAGAGAAAGAUCCUAAUGUUGACCUAUGUAACAUUGAUGGAUGUAGUCCUCUGAAACUGGCUAGUCUGAAUGGAAAUACUGAUGUAGUAAGGUUGUUAUUAGAGAAAAAUCCGAACGUUAAUAUUUCCGACAAGAACGGCUUAACACCAUUGAUAUCAUCAUGCAUCAAUAACAACACCAUGGUAGUACAGCUAUUAAUGAAAUAUAAACCAGAUGUUAAUAAACAGACAUAUGAUGGUGGUAGUGCUUUAUAUUUCAGUGCAAAAAAUGGAAACAAAGAGAUAACACAGAUACUAUUAGAGAACAAUGCUGACUUUAAUUUAUGUGCUCACAAUAAACAUAUAAUUACAGAAAAAUUAAAUAACUUCCCAUUCGUAACAUUAGACGAAUAUAAACAAUCUUUAUUUGAUAGCCUUGUAAAUGAUACAUUAUCACAUGCAACAGAUUAUGUUCGUAACAAGUCAGUAGAAUAUAUCUUUGACGUUGAAGCUGGUUCUUCUCCAUUACACAUUGCCUGUUUUUUAGGGAGAAUAGAUGUAACACGUUGUCUUCUUAACAAAAAUGCUGACAUUAAUAUGACGAAAGAAGAUGGAACAACCCCAUUAUUUUAUGCAUGUGAACUAGGACACACCGAUAUUGUACAUUUAUUGUUACAUAAAGGAGCAAACUCACAGAUAUGCCGAAUAGAUGAGAAAUUCCCUUUAGACAUUGCAACAGAUAAUGGACAUACAUCUAUAGUGAUGAUGUUAACGGACUACACGAAAAAGAGGAGACCAGUUCCGCUCUAA